AUGCGCUUGAGAUCGAGAGAGAUGGGUAGGGAAGGGGGGAGAUGCAUCGCAUCGUCGUUCCAUUCUCAUACAAUCAUGUCAGACGGGUCAAAAAUCUUCUCGCUCGUUGGGCAGGGGCUCAAGCUCGAUACCAAGGCUGAUAUCCAGCCUCACCUCGACAAGCUCGACCAAAUCGCCGACCUCGAAGAAGUUCACCUGGGAGGAAACACCCUCGGCGUCGAGGCAUGUCAAGCUCUCGCCGAUGUAUUGAAGACCAAGAAGACCCUCAAGGUGGCCGACUUUGCCGACAUCUUCACAGGGCGACUGAUCACUGAGAUCCCUGAUGCUCUCAGAGCGCUCUGCGAUGCUCUCACCGACCACACCAGCCUCGUGGAGCUCAACCUCUCCGACAACGCCUUCGGUGGACGAUCUGCCGAGCCUAUGGUCAACUUUCUGAGGAACAACCACAGCUUCUCUGUGCUCAAGCUCAACAACAACGGGCUCGGCAUCACGGGAGGUACCAUCGUCGCAGAAGCUCUUUACGAAGCUGCACAGAAUCUCAAGACCAAGGGCCUCGAGUCAAAACUUCGCACCGUCAUCUGUGGGCGCAAUCGGCUUGAGAAUGGCUCGGCUCCCGUGUGGGCAAAAGCGUACGCAGCUCACGGUGGUCUUACUGAGGUCCGCAUGUUCCAGAACGGUAUCCGCAUGGAAGGCAUCGAGGCCAUCAGCAAAGGCCUCGCCUCGUGUGCCAACCUCGCGGUGCUCGACCUCCAAGACAACACAGCCACGCUUCGAGGCUCGCGCGCCAUCGCAGCGUGUCUGCCAAAGUGGCCCAAGCUCAAGACGCUCAAUCUCUCUGACUGUCUUUUGAAACCCAAGGGAGGUGCGCUCGUGUUUGGUGCACUCGCCAACGGCAGCAACCCGGCGCUCGAGACCAUCCAGGUUCAGUACUGCGACCUCGACCGCAAGGUCCUCGCACAACUUGGCAGCGCCAUUGAGCUCCACUUGAGCAGCUUGACCAAGCUCGACAUCAAUGGCAACUGGGCCGACGAGGAAGACGAAUGCAUCGAAAAGAUCAAGGCCGCAUUAGCCAAGCACGGUCACGAGGAUGCUCUUCUCGAGCUCGACGAGAUGGAUCCCGAGGGCGAAGAGAGCGAAGGCGAAGAGGAAGACGAGGGCGAAGACGAGGAAGAUGAGGAGGAGAGUAACGAGGAACCAGAGCCCGAGACAGCAGCGGCGCAGCCCAAGGUCGACGAGACUGACGAGCUUGCCGAUGCGCUGGCGAAGACUUCGGUAGCGGAUCAAAACUCCGAUGUCGCUGGCGUCGCACCUGCAACCCAGAAUGUUGACUCCAACGCCGAACGAGCCAAAGCUUCGGUCGAUCUUUCUGGCGAGGUCUAUGUCAAAGACUCGGCCCACGAGCAGCCAGCUUCAUCCGCAUCCAACUUGGCUACGGAUCAGAACACCGCGACGGCUGUUGCGCCCAAGAAGAAGCGUGGGUUUCGCGCAGCUUGGGGCGCCAUUCGCGAGCUCUUGAGGGAUGCGCGACUUUUCGGAACACGCGACUCGAGCCGAGCGUUGGUUGUGCAUCUUCGACUUCUAGGUCGAUCACGAAACUCAGCUGGCAUCGCUCUUCUGCUCCACCAUAUCUCCGUCCUAGCUCAUCGACUGUCGCUGUCAGCCAUCGAGCCUUCAGAAUCGGCACUCAGCUCCAGCCAUGGCGGUGUUCUCACUGUCAACACUCCUCCAGAAUGUUCCUCCAGGCACCAGAGUCUUGACAGCUUCUGGUAUCCAUGGACGCUCAUCACCUCCAGUUUCUGCGAGUCGUCCAUCCUCGAAUUCAUCGUCUCGAUCGUCUCACUUCCUCUGGCAGCCAGAUACCUCGAACGACAGUGGGGUGCCAUCGAGCUCGUCAAAUUCUCCGUUGUCGUUCUUGUAGGCAGCAACAUCAUCGCAUGGGGUCUGCAGCUUCUUCUUUUUGGUGUAUUCCGCAAGGAGGUGCUCAUCUGGGGGAUUCAGUUCCACGGACUUCAGGCGUUGCAGACCGCUUUCCUCGUUGCUUUCACUCAGCUCAUUCCCGAGCACCAAGUGCAAGUGCUUAGCGGUGCGCUCAAACUUCGCAUCAAGGAUCUGCCCAUGCUUUAUGUGACUGUCAGUAACGUCAUGUGCCUCAUUGGUUACACCUCGCCAUGGAUUCUCAUUCAGUUCGGCUGGCUUAUCUCGUGGGCCUACCUGCGUUUCUUCCAAGUCAACGAGUCUGGCUACAAGGGUGAUCGCAGCGAGGCUUUUGCGUUUGUCAACUGGUUCCCGCCUAUCGCCCACAAGCCGGUUCAGUUCAUCUCGACAACGCUGUUCAACAUCUUCGUGAAGAUCAAGGUCGUACAGCCUUGGACCGGAGGAGACUACGCCGACCUCGAAUCGGCUUCGUUGAACGGCCAGGCUCCUCCACAGGGCAGUGCGCGGGCCGAAGCAGAGCGUAGACGAGCCAUGGCGCUCAAAGCGCUCGAUCAGCGCUUGUCCUCCAACAAAGGCUCGGGCUCCCGGUCCAGCAACCUGCAACGCAGUGAUUCAGUAAAGUCGGCAGCAUCGUCCUCCGCAGCAAGAGACGCUUCGGCCACGGAAGGCGCGUCGUCCGCGUCCGCAUCCACUUCAGCACCAUCCAUGCCCAUCCCGACCGUAGUCUUUGAAGCUCCUCCAGAGGAUCUGCCGAGCGAAAAGGCGGCCAAGUAG
Molecule: messenger RNA, 2709 nt
Organism: Pseudozyma hubeiensis SY62
Lineage: Eukaryota; Fungi; Basidiomycota; Ustilaginomycetes; Ustilaginales; Ustilaginaceae
Product: ran GTPase-activating protein 1
Exons: 5
Coding region: 1-2709 (902 amino acids)
Biological process (GO): retrograde vesicle-mediated transport, Golgi to endoplasmic reticulum; activation of GTPase activity; nucleocytoplasmic transport
Cellular component (GO): perinuclear region of cytoplasm; membrane; cytosol
Molecular function (GO): GTPase activator activity; small GTPase binding
Source: RefSeq, a predicted model, not a curated record